UGGCGCCCCCUGAUGGACGGCGCCCUUAGCAUUUGCCUAUACGGCCUAUGCCACGGGCCGGCCCUGACUGUCAGGAACAUUGAAAGUGACAAUUGGGGUAGAGAGGCCCACACCAACACCCUUUCUUUCAGGGGGCCCAGAAUUCCUAGUAACGGCCCUGGAUUUUGACCAAUCACGCGGCGUCAACAGACAAAAGAGCCGACUCUCGAACUGGAAAACGAGGGCUUCUUGCUGCAGCAAAGCCCCACGCAAAGACAGAACCCCACGCCGGGAAGUAGGCGGAGGAGACGGCCCCAGAACGCACAUUGCAGCAGACCGCAGAACCUGCUUGACUCGAAUUAACGCCUUGCAAUUAACGUCCCACUCCACCCGUGCGCUGGCUGGCUGCAGGCGGCAGUUCCGUGGACCGGCGGCGUUGAGGUCGCACUGACGGACGACACGCGACGGAGGCGGCGUGGGGGGAGAAGACGUUGAUGCGGUGCUACCGGACCAAGCUGUCGGCGUGGACCGCUGUGUUCGUGCUGGUGCUGUGCUGGUUCUACGUGUACCCGGUGUACAAUGUCCCCCGUGAUAAGGACAUCGUGGACGAGGUGCUGAGGCAGGGGGACGUCUGGAAGAAGAACCAGACGGGCAUUGACUUGUACAGGAAGAUGUUGCGGGACUGCUGUGAUCCCCGGAGGCAGUUUGCACUGACUAAGGAGAUCGCGGCGGUGGGCAAGGUGCUGUGGUACGACGGCGAGUUUUACUACUGGCACACGGUCAACAAUGAGACGCACUCGCUGUUUGUGCAGACCAGCCCUCUGCAGCUGCCUCUGAAGAAGUGUGCGGUGGUGGGAAACGGCGGCAUCCUCAGGCACAGCCAAUGCGGACGUGACAUCGACCGUGCCGACUUCAUCAUGAGGUGUAACCUUCCACCACUUUCCAAGGAAUACGUGAAUGAUGUGGGCACCAAAACCCACUUUGUGACGGCCAACCCCAGCAUCAUUGAGAAGAGAUUCCAGAACCUCUUGUGGUCCAGAAAGGCGUUUGUCGACAGCAUGAAGGUCUACGAUUCCAGCUACAUGUACAUGCCGGCCUUCUCCACGAGGCCCGGCACGGCCCCCUCAUUGCGGGCCGCCUAUGCCCUGGCGGACUCCUCGUCCGACAUCACCAUGCUCUUCGCCAACCCGGCCUAUCUGUACAGCGUGGGCCAAUUCUGGAAGGCCCGCAACGUGCACGGCAGGCGUCUCACCACGGGGCUCUUCGUGGUCAGCCUGGCGCUGGGGCUGUGCGAGGAGGUGACCGUGUACGGCUUCUGGCCCUUCUCGGUGGACCUCGCCGAGCAGCCCAUCAGCCACCACUACUACGACGACAUGAAGCAUAACAGCUGGUUCCACGCCUUGCCCGAGGAGUUUGUGCAGCUGUGGAAGCUGCACAAGAGCGGAACGCUGCGCAUGAGGCUGGGACACUGCCCCCAACAGGAGCAGAGGAGCUAGGGCACAGCGUGGGAACCUCCUUACUUAAUGCCAACAUCAAAUAUUCAUACAUUUACGUAUCGUGUCUCCAUCCGAGCCUCUUGGGAUUCAUUCUAGUGAAGGCGGCGGGUUGAUACUGUUUCUUCUUGGCAUAUGAGCCAGCUGAACCAAAACCCCCAACGACACUCCCGUUAUACCUCCCCCCAAUCGUCAAACAGAAGGCAAGGAGGAGCCGAAGGAAUUGUACGAUCCCUAUAUGAGGACAAAGGGGUGCAUGCAAGGAUUUAUUUUUGCUAGUUUUGUUUAGCUCAGAUGCCAAAUGAGGUUUCUACGUCUACAUGGAUGGCCAAUCAAGUCAAUGGAAAAGAUGUCCGCGUUGCCUUUUUGGAAUGUCAUUCUCAUGAUGCAAUAGGAAACCCGUAAAGCACAAAUGCCACAUAGAUCUCAUAUUGCUUCUUGCAAAUGCUUUAGGGGGAAUUGCACUUUUCUUUUUUUACAUUUUGCUUAUUAAUCACAAUCCUUAUGUGAGACAAGAACACGUCUUUCUCUUUUCUGUGCGUUCUAAAUGGUGAAAAACCUCUAGCAAGAGGUGUGGAUUCACCUAUUUAGCCUACAAAGCCCUCUAAAAAACUAGCAACGUUUUAUAUGCAUGCUGUAAGUAUUAUGUAAUGUUGUAACACUGGCACAUUGAUGACAACAUGUAACAUUUACAAUAUUUUGCCCCUUUUAAAAAUGACCGGAACUUCUUUCCUGGGUGCGUUCGCAGAGCGCAUAACAAUCGCGACUUCCGUCAACAACAUCAGGAGCACUUUUUGUGUUUGCCACCACUACCGUAUUUUUCGGAGUAUAAGUCACUCCGGAGUAUAAGUCGCACCGGCCGAAAAUGCAUAAUAAAGAAAGAAAAAAACAUAUAUAAGUCGCACUGGAGUAUAAGUCGCAUUUUUGGGGGAAAUUUAUUUGAUAAAACCCAACACCAAGAAUAGACAUUUGAAAGGCAAUUUAAAAUAAAUAAAGAAUAGUGAACAACAAGCUGAUGAAGUGUACGUUAUAUGACGUAUAAAUAACCAACUGAGAACGUGCCUGGUAUGUUAACGUAACAUAUUAUGGUAAGAGUCAUUCUAACAU
Nerophis lumbriciformis (worm pipefish) is the source of this 2579-nucleotide messenger RNA. RefSeq names its product ST8 alpha-N-acetyl-neuraminide alpha-2,8-sialyltransferase 1 (gene st8sia1). Gene Ontology annotation, molecular function: alpha-N-acetylneuraminate alpha-2,8-sialyltransferase activity. Gene Ontology annotation, biological process: N-glycan processing; oligosaccharide metabolic process. NCBI's taxonomy places the organism in Eukaryota, Metazoa, Chordata, Actinopteri, Syngnathiformes, Syngnathidae. The record is from RefSeq and is a predicted model, not a curated record.